AUGAAACUUCUUGGUCCUUCAAUAUGGAUGCCAAUAAUAAUGCUUAUUUGGGGUGUUAUCGCUAUGAGUACGGCAGCAGUACGGAAUGCUGGAGCCUUUGGCGGUUUAAUGGCUUAUGGUAUCGUUCAAAUAAAAACAGAUAGAAAUUAUAGAUUCAUCUUUCUUCUUGAAGGAGCACCAAGUAUUAUUCUAGCAGUGAUCGCAUUCUGUUUUCUUGGUGAUCUUCCUGAAACUGUAAAAUGGCUUAGUCCAACCGAACGUGAGUUAGUCACAAAUCGACUAAGGAAUGAUGCAGGAACAGCAUGCAACACACGAUUCUCAUGGAAACAAGUCAAAGACGUAUUUAUCGAUUGGAAAGUAUAUUUUUAUAUGUUCAUAUGUCUUGGUAUAUUCACACCUAUGUAUAGUUUAUCGAUAUUUUUACCAAGUAUUGUGAAAGGAAUGGGUUAUUCGAAUGUCACUGCUCAAGCCAUGUCUGCCCCACCUUUCGUCAUAUCGGCGUUAACAACAAUUGCUGUGUCAUUUCAUGCUGGCCGAAAAAAUGAGCGUGGAUACCAUAUUGGCAUAUUUUUAGUUAUGGCAAUCAUUGGUUUUAUUAUGUUAAUAACAUUAUCAAAAACUACUAUGAUGUCAAAUUGCAUAAGCACUGAUCCUACUGUUGCAAUGUAUAUAGCCACAGUGAUUGCUUGUAUUGGCACGUACACGACGGUACCACUGCACUGCUCUUGGUUCACAAACAAUAUCGAUGGUACAACUAAAAGAGGAGUGGCUACAGGGCUUAUUGUUGGUUUCGGAAAUUUAGGAGGAGUGAUAGCCGGACAAAUUUAUCGGGACAAAUAUUAUCCCGAUUACCGCAUCAGUCAUUCAAUUACCCUCGGAUUCAUAUGCGUUACUUUAGCACUUGUUAUUAUAUUAAAAAUUUUAUUAAUUCGUGAAAAUAGACGGCGAGCAAAUUUAACAAUUGAGCAAUAUGAACUCGAAUGUUCACGCGAUGAACCACUUGAUUGGCAUCCUGAUGUCAUUUAUGUGGAGUAA
This is a messenger RNA of Didymodactylos carnosus, 1035 nucleotides long. Lineage: Eukaryota; Metazoa; Rotifera; Eurotatoria; Philodinida; Philodinidae. The record is from the annotation of a GenBank genome assembly.